UGCAUCGAGUCGUCCGAAGUCCAAACCAUUUCUAUUACCGGGUCAGAUCAAAACCCGUUUCAACUUCUUCCAAGCUCUCUGACUCUGCUUGUUUUUCCCGUUUCUCCAAGAAGAAUAUUCAAAUUUAGUAGCACAAAACCUGAAACAUUAACAAUCAUGGCGGAUUCUUCGUCGGGGACGACGUUGAUGGAUCUGAUAACAGCGGACCCUGGGCCGGCUCCGAAGUCAUCGGGAUCCGCGGAAGCGCCAACUCCUCCGGCAUCGCAGCAACCGACUGGAUCGAUGUCAUAUUCCACGCCGAUGACGACGACGGCAAGUUCGUCCUCGGUGUCAGGGAAGACAGUGUUAGGAGAGAGAAAGUCUAAGAGAGCUACACUUAUGCAGAUCCAAAACGACACCAUUUCUGCUGCUAAAGCUGCCAUGAAAACUACUGCUGGUAUCAAUAUCAUGCCUCAAAAACAAAAGAAGAAUCCGGUUUCGUAUUCGCAACUAGCUAGGAGUAUUCAUGAACUAGCUGCUACAUCUGAUCAAAAAAGUUCUCAAAAGCAACUAGUGCAUCAUGUGUUUCCGAAACUUGCUGUUUACAAUUCAGUCGAUCCGUCAUUGGCACCGUCUCUUCUCAUGCUGGAUCAGCAAUGUGAAGACAGGACGAUUCUGCGCUAUGUGUAUUAUUACUUGGCUAGGAUUUUAUCAGAUACUAGUUCUCAAGGUUUAAAUCCAGGUGGUGGAAUACCGACUCCUAAUUGGGAUGCUUUGGCUGAUAUUGAUGCUGUUGGAGGGGUGACUAGAGCUGAUGUUGUACCAAGGAUUGUAGAUCAGCUUUCUAAAGAGGCUUCAGAUGCUAGUGUUGAAUUUCAUGCACGUAGAUUGCAAGCAUUGAAGGCUCUUACAUAUGCUCCCGAAAGCAACACUGGUAUUUUAUCCAGAUUGUAUGAGAUUGUAUUUGGCAUUCUUGACAAGGUUGGUGACAACCCUCAAAAACGAAAGAAAGGUGUUUUUGGGACUAAAGGUGGUGAUAAGGAGUCUAUUGUUCGGAGUAAUUUGCAAUAUGCUGCACUAAGUGCAUUAAGAAGACUCCCUCUUGAUCCUGGAAACCCAGCAUUUCUGCACCGUGCUGUACAGGGGGUUUCAUUUGCUGAUCCUGUUGCUGUAAGGCAUGCUUUGGAAAUUCUCUCUGAGUUGGCAGCAAAAGACCCUUAUGGAGUUGCAAUGGCUUUAGGAAAGCUUGUAGUCCCUGGAGGGGCAUUGCAGGAUGUUCUUCAUUUGCAUGAUGUGCUUGCUAGAGUUUCGCUGGCCAGGUUGUGUCAUACAAUAUCUAGAGCUCGUGCAUUAGAUGAGAGGCCUGACAUUAAAUCUCAGUUCAACUCAGUGCUUUAUCAACUUCUCCUAGAUCCCAGUGAAAGAGUCUGUUUUGAGGCAAUCUUUUGUGUCUUGGGAAAACACGACAAUACAGAGAGGACUGAGGAGCGUGCUGCUGGCUGGUACCGUUUAACAAGGGAGAUACUGAAGUUGCCAGAAGCACCCUCUCUAUCAUCGAAGGGAUCUAGUGCUGAUUCAAAUGAUAUGUCAAAGGCUUCUAAAGAUAAAUCCCACAAGACUAGGCGUCCACAACCUCUUAUUAAACUUGUAAUGAGAAGGUUGGAAAGUUCUUUUCGUAAUUUCUCCAGGCCAGUACUUCAUGCAGCAGCAAGAGUUGUGCAGGAGAUGGGAAAAAGUCGCGCUGCUGCAUAUGCUGUAGGCUUACAGGACAUUGAUGAAGGAGUUAAUAUGCAUUCAUUUUCUGACAGUGCAGAUCCAGUCGAUUCGGAUUUUAAUGAAAAUCCAUAUGCAGAUGGUGCCCGGAAGGUCUCUGCUGUAUCCAGUGCAACAGGUAGCAAGGAUACAAUUGCAGGUUUAUUAGCUUCAUUGAUGGAGGUGGUUCGGACAACUGUAGCCUGUGAAUGUGUCUAUGUUCGAGCAAUGGUAAUCAAGGCUUUGAUAUGGAUGCAACUUCCACAUGAAUCUUUUGAGGAAUUGGAAUCCAUUAUCGCAUCCGAGCUUUCUGAUCCAUCAUGGCCAGCAACAUUGUUGAAUGAUGUUUUGCUGACUUUACAUGCUCGUUUCAAGGCAACACCAGAUAUGGCUGUCACCCUGCUUGAAAUUGCGAGGAUCUUCGCUACUAAGGUUCCAGGAAAGAUUGAUGCUGAUGUGUUGCAGCUUUUGUGGAAAACGUGCCUUGUCGGUGCUGGUCCUGAUGGGAAGCACACAGCAUUGGAAGCAGUCACUAUAGUCCUUGACCUCCCACCACCACAGCCUGGGUCGAUGUUGGGGCUUACAUCAGUGGACAGGGUAUCUGCAUCUGAUCCGAAGUCAGCUUUGGCAUUGCAGAGAUUAGUCCAAGCAGCGGUGUGGUUCCUUGGAGAAAAUGCAAAUUAUGCUGCUUCCGAAUAUGCUUGGGAAUCUGCAACGCCUCCUGGCACUGCAUUGAUGAUGUUAGAUGCAGAUAAAAUGGUUGCUGCUGCCAGUUCUCGUAAUCCUACUCUAGCUGGUGCUUUGACUCGACUACAGAGGUGUGCUUUCAGUGGCAGCUGGGAGGUUCGGAUUGUUGCUGCUCAAGCCCUCACAACUAUGGCAAUCAGGUCUGGUGAGCCCUUUAGGCUACAGAUCUAUGAAUUUUUAAAUGCUUUAGCACAGGGUGGAGUGCAGUCCCAGCUCUCAGAAAUGCAUCUUAGUAAUGGGGAAGAUCAAGGAGCCAGCGGUACAGGCCUUGGAGUCUUAAUAAGUCCCAUGGUAAAGGUCCUUGAUGAAAUGUAUAGAGCACAAGAUGAACUGAUCAGAGAUAUAAGAAACCAUGACAAUACAAAUAAAGAAUGGACAGAUGAAGAACUGAAGAAACUUUAUGAAACGCAUGAGAGAUUGUUAGAUAUUGUUUCAUUGUUUUGUUAUGUUCCAAGAGCAAAGUAUCUACCUUUGGGACCAAUAAGUGCUAAGCUUAUUGAUAUUUAUCGCACCAAGCACAACAUUAGUGCAUCAACUGGCUUAAGUGAUCCAGCUGUUGCCACUGGAAUUUCUGACCUAAUGUAUGAAUCAAAGCCGGCCCCUGUUGAGUCUGAUGCGCUUGAUGAUGACCUAGUAAAUGCUUGGGCAGCAAACCUAGGUGAUGAUGGUUUAUUGGGAAAUAGCGCACCUGCAAUGAGUAGGGUCAAUGAAUUUCUCGCUGGUAUGGGAACUGAAGCUCCGGAUGUUGAAGAGGAAAAUAUAAUAUCUAGACCUUCAGUCAGCUAUGAUGAUAUGUGGGCAAAGACACUUUUGGAGUCUUCAGAGUUGGAGGAAGACGUGAGGUCAUCUGGGUCCUCAUCCCCAGACUCAAUAGGGUCAGUUGAAACUUCUAUAUCGUCCCACUUUGGUGGAAUGAACUACCCAUCACUGUUCAGUUCUCGGCCCACCAGUUAUGGAGCAUCACAAAUAUCGGAGAGGUCAGGUGGAAGCAGGUAUAGCGGUCCCUCAUCCUUUUAUGAGGGUGCAGGUUCUCCGAUUAGGGAAGAGCCCCCGCCGUACACGUCACCUGACAGGUCAUUUGAAAACCCCUUGGCUGGGCAUGGGUCCCGGAGUUUUGAGUCACAGGAAUCAGGACGAGCAUCAUCUGCAAAUCCACAAUAUGGCUCUGCACUCUAUGACUUCAGUGCGGGUGGAGAUGAUGAGUUGAGUUUAACAGCAGGAGAAGAGCUUGAAAUUGAGUACGAAGUUGAUGGAUGGUUUUAUGUCAAGAAGAAACGCCCUGGCAGGGAUGGCAAAAUGGCCGGACUAGUUCCUGUACUGUAUGUCAAUCAAAGUUGAGGCAGCCGAAUCUUCGAAGCAAUCGAUUCCCACAUGCGCUGAGCUGCUGCCACCUUAUUCUUUCCAAUUCAUGAUUACUCGGAGACACCUCUUACCGGAUUUUCACUUGGCGUGCUGGAGGAGCUCCAUACAAGUUGUUGCUUAUUUUUACUUGAAUCUUUCCUUCUACAUUCCCUCUGUAGAAUGCGAGUUUCUCUCACCCGAUUUUUCAGAGCAGAGUUUUGAUGGCUUGUUUUCUGUUAUCUGUAAUUAUUGUAUGUCUCAUCCUCAUGUUUCUGCAUUUUAGGCUUGUAGAACAUUAAAUCCAAAUAAAUGACGUGUGAUUUCUGGGCA
Molecule: messenger RNA, 4149 nt
Organism: Populus euphratica (Euphrates poplar)
Lineage: Eukaryota; Viridiplantae; Streptophyta; Magnoliopsida; Malpighiales; Salicaceae
Product: SH3 domain-containing protein
Exons: 27
Coding region: 157-3816 (1219 amino acids)
Molecular function (GO): protein binding
Source: RefSeq, a predicted model, not a curated record